UGGAAUCACGUCAUGGAGUUUUGCACAUAUGGCGAGAUCUACUCGCUCGUAGAGCGUAAGCUCUUUGCCGGCGGGCCUGAAGGCUACUAUAGUCGCGAUGACCGGCUGUGCUUCUUCAAGCAACUUCUCCGCGGCGUCGACUACCUGCACAGCCACGGCAUAGCCCAUCGAGACAUCAAGCUGGAAAACCUGCUUCUCAGCAAGGAAGGCCAUCUGAAAAUCUCGGAUUUUGGCGUUGCCGAAGUCUUCAGCGGCGAGCAUCCUGGCCUGCGCGCUUCUGGCGGAGAAUGCGGCAAAAAUAUGCGACACAUUCGUCUUUCAGCCCCUGGCAUCUGCGGCAGUCUACCGUAUAUUGCUCCCGAAGUGCUACAAAAGGACCACAGUUACGACCCCCGACCGCUGGAUAUAUGGUCAACUGCCAUUGUCUACUUGACCAUGACAUUUGGUGGCUGUCCAUGGCAGGCUGCCAAGCCAGAGUUCGAGUACUACGCUCGAUUCAAAAAGGGUUGGGACCAGUGGCUGCAAGCCCAUCCCGACGGACAAAUCUUCGAUGGUCCUGACGGCCACCCCAAGUGCGGCAAGCUAUUCAGUCUCAUCGAGCCCCCGUCGAUCAAACGUUUGAUGCUGAAGAUGCUACAUCCCAUUCCGUCGCAGCGCAUCACGAUCCGCGAUGUGCUCAAGACGACUUGCAUCAAGAACAUUGGCUGUUGCUGUCCGGAAUCGUACGAGGAGCCCAAGAUUACUUUUGAUGCCUCCAAGGCGUCGAGCGCGAGAACGGCUGCGCCUAAGAAGUAUCUGCAUCACCAUGUACCUCCCAAGCCUGAGAAUAAGGUUGGGAAGGCAUUUACCCACCGUUUUGACAUGGGCGAACGAUGACCAUGUUCCCCCCCUGUAUAUUGCUCACUAUUAUACCAUAAUUAUCGCAUUGUAUUGGCGCAAGCAUGGCGGGGUACCAUUUCGCAGUCUGUUAUCUUUGCGCGUUUGAUGCGCAGCAUUCUUCUUUUCGAGUACGAGUAGUAGUAGUAGCAUGCACCGAGCAGAUAGCGAAUGCCACGAUGCCAAGCUCCCCCUGCAAA
Messenger RNA from Bipolaris maydis ATCC 48331, 1076 nucleotides. Its product is annotated as kinase-like domain-containing protein. Gene Ontology annotation, biological process: intracellular monoatomic cation homeostasis; intracellular signal transduction; protein phosphorylation. Gene Ontology annotation, cellular component: cytosol. Gene Ontology annotation, molecular function: ATP binding; protein serine/threonine kinase activity. Lineage: Eukaryota; Fungi; Ascomycota; Dothideomycetes; Pleosporales; Pleosporaceae. The record is from RefSeq and is a predicted model, not a curated record.